CAGAGUGACGGAGGCGGAAGUGCGGCGCGCCGGAUCUCCUCCCUCUCCCUCUCCCUCUCUCUCUCUCUCUCUCUCUCUCUCUCUCUCUCUCUCUCCAUUUGUACACACUUUACUUUUACAAAAUUUGUAAACCUCGCUUCUGAUCGACGUAUGCUUGAGACCUGUGAGAUGUUGCUGGAUGAGACGCCGCUCUUUGACCCCUCUCUCCUCCAGGAGUUGGACUGGAGCAGCAGCAAGGUGUCCUUCUCUCCUCCCAUCUCACCUUUAGAGCCGGGAGACGGCCUUGUCCUCCGUCCUCUCCGCCCUGCCGACUUAGACAGAGGUCUGUAUAAGGUUCUCUCGCAGCUCACAGUCGCAGGAGAUGUCACAAAAGAGCAGUUCCGAGCGAAUUUUGAACACAUGAAGAAAACGGGCGACUAUUACGUCAUCGUGGUCCAGGACACAAACUUAGGACAAAUUGUUGCCACGGCGACGCUGAUCGUCGAGCACAAAUUCAUCCAUUCGUGUGCAAAGCGAGGGCGUGUCGAGGAAGUGGUGGUCAGUGACGUCUGCCGAGGGAAACAGUUGGGUAAACUACUCGUCGCGACGUUGACUCUGCUCAGCAAAAAACUGCAGUGCUACAAGAUCACGCUGGAGUGCUCGCAGAAAAACGUGGAAUUCUACAAGAAGCUGGGUUACACGCCCUCCGAGGAGACCUACAUGCAGUGUCGCUUCUUCGACUGAGUCCUUCAGGGACGUUCCAGAGCGUACAAGCUCCUGAUAUCCGAGCUCACAGUGACCGUAUGCCUGGUCUACCAUGCUUCUGCACCAUUUAUUUUCUCAAGAACGACCCGAGACUUACCGGUAGUCUGGGACAAAAAGAAAAAAAUCCAAAUCUACAGCAUGAUGAAGGGUUGCAGAUUGUGAAAGUAGAAUAUGAAGUACCGGUUGUUAAACUCUCAGAAGGUCUCUUUACUUGUUAGUCCAUUUAUGCUGGAAGCUAUCUUUAAGAAGAAGGUACUUGAAUAUUUUCUUAAAAAAAAAAAACAAACAACAGAGAUAUACUUUUCUAUUUAAUAAUGGUAAUUUAUAUUUUAUGUAUAUAUUAAUAAUAAAAAGUACCAAAAUAUUCUCCGACAGGGAACGAAGACCAGUUGUGCAACUCUGACCCGAGCAUGUUUCCUAGCAUUUUGCUUAUUUACACACAAUCAUGUCAUUAAAAAAAAAAAGCCAAGGUUAGUUUCGCAUCUGAGCCACAAAGCAAAUGUUGCUAACAAACAGAAGUAUAUAGCUAGCACGCUGCGCACUUAUUUCAUAUUAUGUACAAAUAGUAGAUAAUUAACUGUUAGCUACAUUAGCCUUGUAGCAGAAAAGACGACACCAAACAUUUUAUGGCUCGGUUUCUCUCGAAUGUUUCUCAUAUAAAUGCUGGUGGGGGGAAAUUGCAGAGACUCUGAAGCUCGCAUGCAAAACUGGAAAAGCUGAAUGAAAGGAAUCGUAGCAGGUUUACGGAUAGACGUGUGCCGAUAUAGUUUCCAAUCACUCUUUAGUCAGUUUACAAGAUCAUAAUAUAUAUAUAUAUAUAUAUAUAUAAUGUAUAUAAUUACAUUACAUUACUAAUUUUCUUUGGGUUCAUGUUAACACUGCUUUUGUACAUGCUGAACAUUUGUAAUAUACAGAGUAUCGGUACAUGUCUAGUCCUAAUAGGAGUUUUCUUUCUUUAUUUAUUUUUCAGAAUGUAUACCAGAGAAAGUGGCGAAUAAACUGCUUACAAGUACACUGUAUGUUCCAAUCGAAUAACACUACACUACUUUAUACGUUUAUUUUUAUAUCAAAUGUACAAAAAUUUUGAGUUGGAGAUUAAGGUUUCUAUACUAUAUGAUGCAUCAUUGUCUUUCUUUUUUGGGGGGGAAUGGGUAAAAUAAGUUCUUUUAAAAAAUUAAAAGGCUUUUUUUUUUCCUGUU
This is a messenger RNA of Hemibagrus wyckioides, 1943 nucleotides long. It is a transcript of the gene gnpnat1, whose product is annotated as glucosamine-phosphate N-acetyltransferase 1. The record is from RefSeq and is a predicted model, not a curated record. Gene Ontology annotation, molecular function: monosaccharide binding; glucosamine 6-phosphate N-acetyltransferase activity. Lineage: Eukaryota; Metazoa; Chordata; Actinopteri; Siluriformes; Bagridae. Gene Ontology annotation, biological process: UDP-N-acetylglucosamine biosynthetic process. Gene Ontology annotation, cellular component: Golgi apparatus; endoplasmic reticulum-Golgi intermediate compartment; endoplasmic reticulum. The transcript has 6 exons. Bases 151 to 723 code for a protein of 190 amino acids.